Molecule: messenger RNA, 3220 nt
Organism: Kogia breviceps (pygmy sperm whale)
Lineage: Eukaryota; Metazoa; Chordata; Mammalia; Artiodactyla; Physeteridae
Gene: DONSON
Product: DNA replication fork stabilization factor DONSON
Biological process (GO): nuclear DNA replication
Cellular component (GO): nucleus
Source: RefSeq, a predicted model, not a curated record
CGCUCCGGGUCCUCGGCCUCCGCGGCGCGUGAUGGCUCUGUCGGUGCCCGGCUACUCGCCCAGUUUCAAAAGGCCGCCAGAGACACUGCGACUCCGACGGAAAAGGGGCCGGAGCCUUGGGGCCGCCUCCCCGACCGAGGAGCGGUCCGAGCCAGCGACCCGCCGCGCCGUCCUGACGGCCGGGCUGCCCCUCCGCCCUUUCCCGGCAGCGGGCAGAGGCGGCGGCAGCCCGGCCGCGUCCCGAAGGAACCCCUUCGCCCGCCUGGACAACCGGCCUCGGGCCGCCGCCGCGCCUCCCAACGGGCAGUCCCGCGGCCAGCAGGAGGCGCCGGGCCCGUUUUUAGAUUCUAAUCAAGGAAAUGAUUUGCUAUGGGAAGAGAAGAUUCCUGAAAGAACAGCCAUUACUGAAUUACCCCAGACUCCUCAUGUAUCAUUCUCCGAAUCUGAUAUUCCAUCCUCAGAAAGUACUGAGUUACCUGUGGACUGGAGUAUUAAAACUCGACUCCUUUUCGCCUCUUCUCAACCCUUUACCUGGGCAGAUCAUUUGAAAGCACAGGAAGAGGCUCAAGGUGUCAUCCAGCAUUGUAGGGCAACAGAAGUUACUUUGCCUCAAAGUAUACAGGAUCCCAAACUCUCCACUGAGCUCCGUUGUGCCUUCCAGCAGAGCCUUAUCUAUUGGCUCCACCCUGCCUUGUCUUGGCUACCAUUGUUCCCUCGCAUUGGAGCUGACAGAAAAAUGGCUGGAAAGACAAACCCUUGGUCAAAUGAUGAAAACCUGCAACACAUUUUAAUGAGUGACUGGUCUGUGAGCUUUACUUCUCUAUAUAAUCUGCUGAAGACAAAACUUUGCCCCUAUUUCUACGUUUGUACCUAUCAGUUUACUCUCCUGUUCCGUGCAGCGGGAUUAGCAGGAGAUGAUGUAAUCACGGCUCUCAUCUCUCCUACAACUAGAGGUAUAAGGGAAGCUAUGAAAAACGAAGGUAUUGAAUUUUCUUUGCCUUUAAUAAAAGAAAGUGGCCAUGAGAAGAAGAAAGCGUCUGGAACAAGCUUGGGACAUGGGGAGGAGCAAGCAGUCAGCGAUGAGGAUGAAGAAGAAAGUUUUUCCUGGCUGGAAGAGAUGGGUGUGCAAGAUAAAAUUAAAAAACCAGAUGUACUUUCUUUCAAGCUGCGUAAAGAGAUACAUGAAGUACAAAUGGAUCACAGACCUGAGUCUGUUGCGUUGGUGAAGGGAACAAAUACCUUUACAUUGCUCAAUUUUUUGAUCAACUGUAAGAGUUUAAUUGCUACCUCAGGUCCCCAGGCAGGACUUCCACCAACCCUCUUAUCACCUAUAGCUUUCCAAGGCGCCACAAUGCAAAUGCUUAAGGCACGAAGUGUAAACAUGAAGACACAAGCUCCUUCUGGAUACAGAGAUCAAUUUAGUUUGGAGAUUACAGGUCCUAUCAUGCCUCAUUCUCUACAUUCCGUGACUAUGCUACUCAGAUCUUCACAGAGGGGGUCAUUUUCUGCAGGACUGUAUACACAUGAGCCAACUGCUGUAUUUAAUAUCUGCCCACCAAAGUAUAAAGCACUGGAUAAAGAGGCUGUCCAUCAGGAGCUUGCCAACUGUGGACUGCACCCUGAAACUCUGGACCACCUUAGUCAAACACCGAUACUGGGGAAGUCAUCUUUACGGCAUGUGGAAAUGAGUGACUACGUUUAUACUUGGAGAUCCUGAACACCAAAGUAAGCCUAAAAGGAAUCUUUGAGGAAAAAAGCCUUCUAGCAAGGAAAUUCAAGAUUCUUAUAUCUUUGGCUUUAAAGUUCACUUUGGAAGUUUAAAGGAAUAAAUAUAGCUUUAAAAACACCCAAAUGUUUACAAACAUUAACCUUUUACAAUACUUUUAUUACAUGCACUAAGCAGUAAAUAGGAUUAACGUUUCAAAAUCAACAUUUGUUUUUACUCUUUUGAUUAUUCAGAUAUGAAGAUAAACUUUUUAAAAACUUCAAAAACCUUGAAUGAAAAUUCUAGAUCCAUUAACCUAAUUAUAAAUUGGGUAGAAAACUGUUUCCUUGCAAAUGGAAAUUGAGGCUUAGUAUCAGUUAUCUCAUGCCAUUGUGACUGACAGCAUCAGGGCAAAACUAUCUUUAAACAAUUUCCUUAGGAUUGUUAUUAGCAAGUUCUAGUUUUAUAAAGGUAGAAAACAAAUGUAGGACAGUAUCUACUGAGCUGAUUGUUGACGCUUCCACCUUAGUUGUUUUCCUACCUGUUCACACUUCCUCUAUUCUCAAAAUACGUAUUGCUCGUUUUAAUGCAUGUUAACUCAGAUAAGGGUAUUUUGUAUUCCAUAUAGAAUAGGGUUAAGCGUUGUAAAGUAUGCUCAGCUGUCAUGACAAAGUAGUACUUAAUAUGUUCUUGUAGGUAUUUGUGUAUGUGCGUGUAUAUAUAUACAAUUCAAAUUUUCUUAAAUAAAAGUGCUUAGAAAUCAAAAGCAUUGGGUAAAGAAGUAACAGUAGUGAAGAAGUAUGUGUUCACUUUGUAAUCCAGAAAAUAAAACACCACAUUUAUUCCAGAGAAGUUUAUAUUUGGGCCUUAAGCUUUUGAAAAUAAAGUUUAGAGACAUAGCAUAUGAAUACCACUGUAAUACACAUGAAAUAAUUCUAUCAGACCCUAAAAAUUAACAUAAACUUUCUCAUAGUCAACAAAAUAGUGGCUGGGUGCCGAUUUUAUUAGAUAAGUUGGUUACAGCAUUUUAAUUAUCAUUUUACGUCUAUCUAGGUGUAGCUGAAAUUCAAAAUGCACAUCAAAGGAAAACUAUAUCACAACUCAAUGCCAUACUAAAUGUACUUGGCCUCUGCAGUAAAAUUCUAGUCAGACUUCAUUUUAACUCCCUUCUCAUUCAUGGCCCAAGUGGCUUUUGACAGAAACGCAGGACUUGGUGCUGAUCACACAACAUACCACUUUCUUUUUUAUAACCUCUACAAAAUUUAAAGGGGAUACGGUGGCGUUAGCCCUGUGGAACAGAUCUUGCUUGAUUACCUCAAUAACACUGGCCCAGUAUCUGUCCAGCAGAACCCACUGUGAACCAGUACAAGGUGCACAGCCCUUCACUGAUUACAGGCAAGUGUUACAGCAGCCUAGCCAUAAGGGGAGUUGACAUCAUAGUACAAAAUACAGUAUAAAAGCGUUAUUUAACAUUCCACACUGAAGAUUACGGAUGCCUUCAAACAAUCGUUUGGA